Saccoglossus kowalevskii is the source of this 3697-nucleotide messenger RNA. Its product is annotated as protein EFR3 homolog B-like. Gene Ontology annotation, biological process: protein localization to plasma membrane. Lineage: Eukaryota; Metazoa; Hemichordata; Enteropneusta; Harrimaniidae. Gene Ontology annotation, cellular component: plasma membrane. The record is from RefSeq and is a predicted model, not a curated record.
AUGACUCACAAAGGAACCCUAUUUCAGACACUCGGGCCCAACUCUUCAUGCACGCAUAAACGCGAUGGCGUAAAACCUAAAUUACAAUGGUUAAUUCUUAAACAGACCAAUCGAAUCUUUCCAUGGAUGACUGAAGGAAAGAUCGUAUCAUAUACACUGGAUCAUGAGCUUACUGCAUCUCUCACUACCUAUGUACAUGCAGGGUGCUGUAGCUGUGUAUCAGCUUUUAAACCACGCUGGAAGAGACUGGUUGAUAACAUAUUCCCUGAUGAUCCGCAGGAUGGCUUGAUAAAGAACAAUAUGGAGAAGCUGACAUUCUACGCACUGUCAUCACCUGAGAAAUUGGAUCGUAUUGGUGAUUAUCUCGCUAAGAAACUGAGCCGUGAUGUGUCAAGACAUAAAUUUGGAUAUGUGUUUAUUUCCAUGGAAGCAUUAGAUCAGCUGUUAUUGGCAUGUCAUUCUCAAAGUCUAAACUUGUUUGUGGAAAGUUUUCUUAAAAUGGUUCAAAAACUUCUUGAGUCUAAUGAACCUGAACUACAGGUUUCAGGAACUAGUUCUUUUGUGAAAUUUGCAAACAUUGAAGAGGAUACAGCAUCAUAUCAUAGGCGAUAUGAUUUUUUUGUGUCAAAGUUCAGUUCCAUGUGCCAUAGUAGCAAUGCUGGUACAAACACUAAGAUUAAAAUUCGGUUAGCUGGACUACGCGGCUUACAGGGUGUUGUUAGGAAAACUGUAUCUGAUGAUUUGCAGGUCAAUAUUUGGGAACAACAACAUAUGGAUAAAAUAAUACCCUCAUUAUUAUUCAAUAUGCAUAAUGAACCAAGCAGUACAACAUCAAGUCAACAAGAUCAACAGAAUAUUCAAAUUGAUGAACAUCCGAGCACUGUGGCGGAAACAUGUCUUCGUGAUCUCACUUGUAGAGCUGCAUUUGGAAAUAUUAAAUCAGUUGUCAACCCAGUCUUGAAUCACUUAGAUAACCAUAAUUUAUGGGUUCCCAGUAAAUUUGCUGUUAGAUGCUUCAAGAUCAUCAUGUAUUCAAUUCAGGCUCAAUAUUCCUAUGUAGCAGUUCACAUGUUACUAAAUCAUUUAGAUGAUAACACCAAGAAUUCACCACAGAUGAAACAAAGCAUAGUAGAAGUUUUAGGAGAGUGUGUAACUAUUGCUGCUGAUGGUUCCAUUGGCCCUUCUGUACUGGAAGUGUUUAAUACACUAUUGAGACAUCUCAGGCUGUCUGUGGAUACUAGAGUCUCUGAACGAAGUGCUCUCAAAGCUUCUAUCAAGAAAAGAAUCAGUCAUUUCGAUGAACAACAACAAACUAUGUUUGAAGAAGCCAUAAUCAACACCAUGGGUACGUUUGCUGCUAUUUUACCUGACUAUCAAAAGAUUGAAAUUAUGAUGUUUAUUAUGGGAAAGAUUCCGUUACCAACGCGGUAUGAACAUUCUGAUGCAACCUAUCCAAUGCCUUCAGUUAAUGGUGAAGGAGAUUUACUUCUACAAAACAUGCUGCUGAAAAGUUUAUUUGAAGUUGGUACUAAGUACACAACUGUUUCCAUGUCAACCACUUUCUCAAUAUCAUUUUUGGAGCCAUUACUAGCAAUAUCAGUGGCGCCUGAUCCAGGAGUUAGGUUACUUGUACAACGUAUAUUUCACACAUUGAUUGAUCGACAUGAUAACUAUCAUAAACUAAAUGUCAACAACUUAUCCAAAGAUAUCAGUGAAUUGGAACUGAGGGUGGAAAAAUGUUCCAGACAAGACAUUCUGUUCAUGAAGAGGUAUGGAGCUCAGAUAUAUUGGCAUAUGUAUGAAAACAUGAACCAGUCGGAUAACAGACUAGAUAAUUAUGAAGCUUUAUACUGUACAUUGGCUCUAUUGUGUAUUGAAUUUGGUGGUGAUGAAAUAUUGAUGGAGUUAGUCAGAUUAACACUAGCAUUGCAGGAAUUGGCUUGUAAAACAGACGGUAAAUUAUCACCUAUUCAUCAAUGUGUGAUACAUGCUGUUGUAUCAAGUUAUCUAAAUUUAAUCAGUCAACUAACGGCAAUACCAGCAUUCUGUCAACAUAUUCAUCAGGUGAUUGAAGAACGUAAACAACAUGCUGCAUAUCUACUACCUGAGUUCAUCUUCAGUGACACAAUUGUGGAUUCCAGCUAUCCAACUACUGUUCAUGUUGAAGACAAUUUGUUAUUCCAACAAAGUGUCAUAAGUGAAGCAUUACACAGUACUGGUCAUGAUGUCUCUAGAUUAGCUGUACCUUAUGUACAUAGACCAUCAGGACUUGAAUAUCGUCAACAGACAGAACUGGAUGCUACAUCUCUCAAUCUAGAAGUGGAGUCUGUCAAUUCUUCCCCAGGAGGUGUACGGAAACAUCCUGAAGAACAGAUUACAUUUGAGUCACUAAAGAGGGCGCUACAGUCUCCAGAUAAUGAAGAAGACUUAGAGGAACAAGAAAAAGAAAAAAGACAAGAAAUAUUGGAGACAUUCAAAUCUAGUACUUUAGAUGAAAUUGCAGCUAUUUCUGAACAUAGGUCACAAAAAAUGCAGAUAAGGUUGAAUGAAAUCCUCGACAAAUUAAGCAGACCAAGGUCACGAUCAAGUACACCACCACGCAGUCCACAAUUAUCGCUUUCUUCAUUACCCUCACCACCAUUGAAAUCAGUACCACUUUAUGAAAUGAAAUUUCCUGAGCUCCUUGUGUUUUAGCAUCUCAAUAGCUGGCUUAAUCAAUAAGUUCCACAGAUGAUGAAAACAACAAUGUGGGAUAUAAUUGGUGUCGUGAUUUUAUUAAUGAAGAUAACAAUGAUAUCAAAUAUGAUUGGAUUAUUCCCAGCCUCUCUGUAGUCUAUUUAUCUGAUGACAUUCCCUUGAUUAUUUCUGAAAACAACACUGAUAAUGAUACAUUUUUCUAAAUAACUAUGGAAUUGUAUUUCCUAGAUGUUAAUUGGUGCAAUACUUCUGUAAUCAUGGUGGCCUUGACAAUAAUACAAACUGUUGCCACACAUGUACUGUGUCUGAGAAUUUAAAACAUUUUAACUGAACGUUUUAGGAUUUUUUUUUUAUAACUACAAUAUUUUAGAUUAAUGUUCAUCGGGUAAUGGAUUCAGACACUUUAUCUUACCAAUUCAGUGUUACUUGUUUAGAUAUAGUCGCUUACUUCUAAUCAUUGAUGCUAUUGUUGUCACAGGAAGUCAUGUGUUGCAUACGUAUACAAAUUUGAAUUAAAGCGGGGGAGUCGUCACCUGCACAUGCAUCAGAUAGCCAUAGCGUGUCAUUGUUUAUAAACAAGCAUCUACCCAUGAGCCUUUGUAUUUUUAGCGUGUGUUGUUAUCGUCGAUUGGGACUCAAUUCCUGGGUAUGCGGAAGUGUCGACCCUUCCGCUUUAAGUUCAACAUGAUGCAUGAUUGAAAUAAAUGAAUCAGAUACUUUUCAUGCAUCACUAAAAAAUAGAAAUUGUCUUGCAUACCUAGUGAUUUGGGGAUAGGUGUAAUUAUUUAUCAGUUCAUGUACAACUAAAAAUAAUAUAUAAAUUAAAUUGUGAGAGUCCAAGGAUUGUGUGUGUGUGAAAGCUGGCUGCUAUCCUGGGAUGAGUGCUUUAAUUAUUUUAUUUGAAUAUUUCAAUAUAUUGUUGUAUAUUUUCUUGGUAUAUGUUAUUUAAUAUAUGGAGCAGAAUUAAAAUGCAAGAUGAACGGCCAUUAUGUUUUCCAAA